Molecule: messenger RNA, 813 nt
Organism: Teleopsis dalmanni
Lineage: Eukaryota; Metazoa; Arthropoda; Insecta; Diptera; Diopsidae
Exons: 1
Coding region: 1-813 (270 amino acids)
Molecular function (GO): zinc ion binding; nucleic acid binding
Source: RefSeq, a predicted model, not a curated record
AUGUCUUUACCAACAGAAUACAAUCACUUUUAUAGCGCAUGGGAGUCGGUACGCGCUGAGGACCAGAAUCUUAACACCUUGAGAGCACGGCUUAUGGCAGAAGAAAUAAGAAUGGGUGCUCAGGAAAAACAAAAAUCAGAAGCUCUCUUAGCAAAACGACAAUACCGACCAGCAACUAAAGGGCAACAAAAUAAAUUUGUGAAAACAACGACCAGGAGUCAAGGGUGCUUUAAGUGUGGUGACAAAGGCCAUUUAAAACGUAAUGCUCCACAAAUUAAAAAGGUUGAACCAAAUGCAAAUCAUUGCAGAAGCUAUGAAGCUUUAAUGUGUAGUACAAAUGCAAGCUGUAGUGAAAAUAAUUGGGUUCUUGACUCAGGAGCAACGGAUCAUAUGUGUCAUAUAAAGGAGUGGUUUGAAAGUUUGAGAAACCACAAUGAUAUAGUCAGGGUUGGCGAUGGACGUGCUAUUAAAGCGGCAGAUAAAGGAAAUAUUGUCGUUUUGGUUAGUGAAGGUCAUAAAUGGGUGCAGAAAGUACUGAAAGAUGUACUUUAUGUUCCAGGCAUCCAAUAUAAUUUAUUUUUAUCAACAAAGGCACUAGAUCGUGGUUAUAAAUUCCAUUCUAACAGUAGUACUUGUAAAUUUGUCAGAGGAGACGGAAGUACUGUUGCAGUGGGAGUUCAAAGAGGAAAGUUAUUUAAUAUGCUGAUUAAAGUUCCAGAAGGCAUCAUGUUAAAUGUAGCAGUCGCCGACAACUUACCUUUGCAAAUAUGGUAUGGCAUGAAAGAAUGGGUCACCAAAAUGCAACACAUGUGA